This is a messenger RNA of Odobenus rosmarus divergens (Pacific walrus), 1041 nucleotides long. Its product is annotated as putative olfactory receptor ENSP00000348552-like. Gene Ontology annotation, cellular component: membrane. The record is from RefSeq and is a predicted model, not a curated record. The coding region runs from base 1 to 1041 and encodes 346 amino acids. NCBI's taxonomy places the organism in Eukaryota, Metazoa, Chordata, Mammalia, Carnivora, Odobenidae. Gene Ontology annotation, molecular function: olfactory receptor activity; G protein-coupled receptor activity. The transcript is spliced from 2 exons. Gene Ontology annotation, biological process: G protein-coupled receptor signaling pathway.
AUGGCAUGUGACUCAAGGCCCCACUCAACCUACCCCGAGGAUGUGAAUUAUGAAUGGGUCCUGACCAUCAGGAGAGUGUUUGAAACGGAAGCAUCCAACCAAUCUGCCAUGACAGGAUUUGUUUUGCUUGGCCUCUCUGCCCAUCCGAAACUAGAGAAAACGUUCUUUGUGCUCAUCCUCCUGAUGUACCUGGUGAUCCUGCUGGGCAACGGGCUCCUCAUCGUGGUGACCCUCCUUGACUCCCGCCUGCACACGCCCAUGUACUUCUUCCUGGGGAACCUCUCCUUCCUGGACAUCUGCUACACAACCUCCUCAGUCCCUCUAGUCCUGGAUGGCUUCCUCACUCCCAGGAAAACCAUCUCCUUCACAGGUUGUGCCGUGCAGAUGUUUCUCUCCUUUGCCAUGGGAGCCACGGAGUGUGUGCUUCUGGGCAUGAUGGCAUUUGAUCGCUAUGUGGCCAUCUGUAACCCCCUUAGGUAUCCUGUGGUCAUAAGCAAGGCUGCCUACGUGCCCAUGGCUGUCAGCUCCUGGGCGGCUGGUGGAGUUCACUCCCUGGUGCAGAUCUCUCUUGCAGUACAAUUACCCUUCUGUGGGGACAAUGUCAUCAACCACUUCACCUGUGAGAUCCUGGCUGUCCUAAAGUUGGCCUGUGCUGACAUCUCCAUCAAUGUGAUCAGCAUGGGGGUGGCCAAUGUGAUCUUCCUGGGAGUCCCAGUUCUGUUCAUCUUUGUAUCCUACAUCUUCAUCCUCACCACCAUCCUGAAGAUCCCCUCAGCUGAGGGGAGAAAAAAGGCCUUUUCCACCUGCUCUGCCCACCUUACUGUAGUGGUCAUCUUCUACGGGACUAUUCUUUUCAUGUAUGGGAAGCCCAAAUCUAAGGACCCCCUGGGAGCAGACAAGCAGGACGUUUCAGACAAGCUCAUCUCCCUCUUCUGUGGACUGCUGACUCCCAUGCUCAACCCCAUCAUCUACAGCCUCAGAAACAAGGAUGUUAAGACUGCUGUGAAGAACCUGGUGAGUCAGAAAUACUUUGCCCAGUGA